UAAAAAGCUAAAGAAAUUUGUACAUUUAAAUUGAUCAUAUGUUUUGAAACAAAAUGUCUUUUUUGAGGGGUUCUGAAAAUUAUGUUUGGUGUACGACGAGCGUGCUGGGGAAAGGCGCUACUGGUGCAGUAUUCCAAGGUGUCAAUAAGAAUAAUGGUGAACCGGUAGCUGUGAAAACGUUCAACCAACUAAGUCACAUGAGACCCCAUGAUGUGCAAAUGCGAGAGUUCGAAGUACUGAAGAAGGUGAAGCAUGAGAAUAUUGUGAAACUGCUGUCCAUUGAGGAGGAGCAGGAGGGCCGCGGUAAAGUCAUAGUUAUGGAGUUAUGUACAGGCGGAAGUUUAUUCAACAUAUUGGAUGACCCUGAGAACACAUAUGGUCUUCAGGAGCAUGAAUUCCUACUGGUGUUAGAGCACUUAACAGCUGGUAUGAAGCACCUUCGUGACAAUAAUUUGGUGCACCGAGACCUGAAGCCAGGUAAUAUCAUGAAAUAUAUUAAUGAAGAUGGUACAACAACUUAUAAGUUGACAGACUUUGGAGCUGCCAGAGAGUUGCAGGAAGAGGAGCAGUUUGUAUCACUGUAUGGCACUGAGGAGUACCUACAUCCAGAUAUGUAUGAGAGAGCAGUCUUGAGGAAGCCAGUGGGGAAGAGUUUCGGGGCUACAGUGGAUCUGUGGUCAAUAGGAGUGACUCUGUACCAUGUUGCUACAGGACAAUUACCCUUCAGGCCCUAUGGUGGUAGAAGAAAUAAGGAGACUAUGUUUUAUAUCACCACAAAGAAGUCAUCGGGGGUUAUUGCAGGAACACAAACAACAGAAAAUGGACCAAUAGAGUGGGCCCGAGAACUGCCCUCGCAUUGCCAAUUAAGUCAAGGACUGAGAAAGUUGGUGACACCAUUAUUGGCGGGGCUGCUGGAAGUGGAUCCUCACAGAAUUUGGACCUUUGAGAGGUUUUUCUCCGAGGUGCAAACUGUGACGUCUACAACACCUGUGCACAUAUUUCAUGUUAACAAAGUGGCUAGUAUAAAGGUGUUCCUGAAACCGGAGGAGAAGUAUGAACACCUGCAGACGUACAUCUGCGAGCAGACGAGUGUGGUCGCAGAGUCCCAAAUACUGCUCUACAAGGAUACGCUGCUCAUGUCAGAGAUUGAUGACAAUACACUUGGUAAAAACUACCCGGAGACGACGGCGGAGGAGCCGCUGUUGCUGUUUAAUAAAAACAACAAUAACGUGAGCAUGGCGCCGGAGCCCGAGGUGCCCAAGUUUCCCGUGUUCCCCAACAUCGUGUCCGUUGAGAACGACGCCAGUCAAGCCAAGACGGCGUGCAGCGUGGGGCACGCGAUCCGGCGGCGCGUGGAGGCGCUGUGCGCGGCGUCGGCGCUGAUGGGCGGCACCGUGCGGCGCUGGGGCGCGCUGCUGGCCGGCCGCCUGCAGCGCACCGCCGCCCGCGCCGCCGCCGCCGCCGCGCACGCCGACCGCCUGCACGACGCGGCGCGCGCGCUGCGGCUGGCCGGCGCGCCGCCCGCGCCCGCCGCCGCCGCCGCCGCGCUCGCGGCCGACGCGGCCGCGCUGCGGGCCGCCGCCGCCGGGCUGACGGCGCGCCACGCCGCCGGCGCCGCGCCCGCCGCCGAGUGGCGCGCGGCGGCGGCGGCGGCGCCCUGCCCGGCCGCGCUGCGCCUGCACGCGCGCGCGCGCACGCUGGCCGACCGCCUGCGCGACUCCUGGCAGCACCUGGUGCGCGACCGCGCCACGCGCUCCCUCACCUACAACGACGAGCAGUUCCACGUGCUCGAGCGCAUCACCGUCGCGGAGACGGGACGACGCGCGCGCGCCCUGCUGCACCGCGCCGCGCCACUCGCACGCGCACGCGCUGACGCCAUCGCAGACUGGUACAAGGUGGCUCAAACAGUCUACUUACAAACUCAGAUCUUAGACAAGGACAUCGCCAGCGCUGAAAUGAAGCUAGUCGCGUUGACGGCUCGCCUGCAGGACGCCGAGCAAGUCAUCCGGUCCAGUAAGGUAUACGAAACUCAGACGGAGGGGGGCGCGCGAGCGGAGGAGGCGGGGCCCGCGGCGGGCGCGGCGGGGUGCCGGCGGUGCGGGGGCGGGGGCGGGGGCGGGGCGGCGGCGGGGGUGGGGGCGGGCGGCGCGGGGGUGCGCGCGCUGCUGGCCGCGCAGGACGAAGUGGCGACGGCGGUGGCCGCCAACUCCGCGCUGGUGGCGCGCCUCGCGGCCUCCGUGCGCGACGUGCAGCUCUAG
Achroia grisella is the source of this 2258-nucleotide messenger RNA. It is a transcript of the gene IKKepsilon, whose product is annotated as inhibitor of nuclear factor kappa-B kinase subunit epsilon. Gene Ontology annotation, cellular component: cytoplasm. The record is from RefSeq and is a predicted model, not a curated record. The transcript has 7 exons. NCBI's taxonomy places the organism in Eukaryota, Metazoa, Arthropoda, Insecta, Lepidoptera, Pyralidae. Gene Ontology annotation, molecular function: ATP binding; protein serine/threonine kinase activity. Gene Ontology annotation, biological process: peptidyl-serine phosphorylation. The coding region runs from base 54 to 2258 and encodes 734 amino acids.